Molecule: messenger RNA, 2151 nt
Organism: Necator americanus (New World hookworm)
Lineage: Eukaryota; Metazoa; Nematoda; Chromadorea; Rhabditida; Ancylostomatidae
Exons: 13
Coding region: 1-2151 (716 amino acids)
Biological process (GO): negative regulation of MAPK cascade; protein dephosphorylation
Cellular component (GO): cytoplasm
Molecular function (GO): MAP kinase tyrosine/serine/threonine phosphatase activity; MAP kinase tyrosine phosphatase activity; protein tyrosine/threonine phosphatase activity
Source: RefSeq, a predicted model, not a curated record
AUGACAUCACUGAAUGAUGUCAUUUUCGACGGAAUCAGACACAACAUUCUUCGUGGAGGCGCAGCCGUGGAUAGCGAUGGUGUGAGAGCGUACGAAGGCGCGGAGUGUUCCAAACAAUGGCGUCGGUGCGCGUUUUGUGCGUGGUGUCGCACAGCUAGUCCACCGGCACCUGUUCUACAAUCCUCCUCCAGAUCGAUCAAUAAUCGAAUUCAGUAUGGCCAGGGAAUGACAGUCUCGCUACAGGGGAUGGAGAUCUCUGCAGCGUCUCUGGCAGCUAUCGUUCGUAAUGCGGAUGCAACGACACUCAUCGUGGAUUGUCGAUGCCUAGCCGAUUUCAAACAGUCGCACAUAUGUCGUGCAACGAAUCCAUUCUAUUCAAAACUCCUUCAACGUCGUCUCCUUGAGGAUAAGGUCGACCACGUCCGUCUCGCCAAUCAAUUACGCUCAACAUUGUGUGGAAAAGAAUUCGAGAACGGAAUGGUUGACGUUGUGCUCUACGCAGAUGAACAACCAGAAAAACAGUCUACGCGGUUUUGCUCGAAACGGAGAAUUAACGCGAGUGCGCAGACGGAAUGUCCGGUGAAGAUACUACGGAAAUUGCGAGAUCAGCUGGAGUGUACGAACGUGUUCGGGAAGAUCCAAGUGCUCGAGGGUGUUGAACUGAUUCAUUCUCCGAAAAUGAGAGAAGACAAGAAGAAAAAGAAGAACAAGCAAAAGGCCCGAAGGCCCAAGGCGAAGCUGCAGGUUCAGCAGCCGCAAAAGUCUGCAACACUACAGCCCGCGGAAGCGAGUGCAGGGAGCGAGGAACCAUCCACAAGUGGAUUCCAAAAUUUCCGACUGCAAUUUCCACAACAGUGCGAAAGCGAACAUUCAAGCGGUGUUUGUGGUAUGAGCCGUUUGUCGGCUAGCAUUUCACAGCCGUGCCUUUCAUCCAUCAGCCUGCAAUCUGCUCCGGAUGGUCCUACGCAGAUAUUUCCCUUCAUGUACCUCGGCAGUCAACAGGACGCUCUCGAUACGGAACAAAUGAGGAAACGAGGCAUAACACACGUGGUCAACUUGUCAAUUGGAUGUCCGCGUGCAUCAUCUAUCACGAGCGAUGAGAAUUUUCUCCGAAUCCCUGUGAACGAUUCGUAUCAAGAGAAGCUGUCGCCACAUUUUGAAACCGCGUGGGAAUUUCUGGAAGGAGUUCGGCGGUCUGGGAAUGUGGUACUCAUUCACUGUUUAGCUGGCAUAUCACGUAGUCCUACCUUAGCUAUUUCAUAUGUAAUGCGGUACAAGAAUAUGUCGUCCGAAGAUGCUUAUAGGUUGGUAAAGGAGAAGCGGCCGUCGAUUUCGCCAAAUUUCAAUUUCAUGGGUCAACUGCUUGAGUAUGAGCAGUUGUUAAUCAAAAAAGGCCUCUUGUCAGCAGAGGCCUCGUCAAAACGGGUAGAUCGACCACUUUCGCUCAAGCAAGAAUUCGACUCAGAGGACAAUGACUCUUCUGUUGGUCCCGCAACGAAAGUCCCGAAAUCUGCCUCUACUCAUUGUGUGUUUUUCGAUCGGCCACGUGACUUUUCCAUAACCACCACAGCACGAGUGAAUGAGAACGGUAAACGCGGACUGAACGACUCACUGGAUCGUCCGAAAGUCCUCGGGUUGUAUAACGCUGACACGAAAAGACACAUCGCGGAAGAACUGCCGUCACCGUCAACGGAGCUGUCCAAGCUGACUUUUGCCGGUGGAUUGCCCUCACCGUCUUCACCCAUGGUUGAUCACGCAAGUCUUUCGCUGUCAAACCCGUGCUUCGUUUCACCGACUCGGGAAGCACUUCAUCCGGAGGCAGCGAGUACACAUACCGAGGAGUGUGAGACGAGUCGGCGUAGCUACUUCAAGCACCGCAUCGUUUCAUUGUUCAAGUCUCAUCAAUCUACCACCUGCUGUCCACAAUCUCCGCAGCUCAAGACCUCUCGCCCGGAGAACCUUCAGUCAGCUGGGUUACCGUUCUUCGGCUUGAGAAAGUUGAACAAGGCGAACAGUCCAAUGCUCCUCACAACAACUGAGGAGGCUGAAUCUCCUGAAUCAGGCUACCAGGAUGACGAAUAUAAGACAUCUCCAGAAGAUCUAGACCGUGUUUCAAUCAGCUCGACAGGUAGCGAAAUUACGGUUCAAUAG